AUGGGAGCGUCCAUAUCCAAGAUGAUGGCCAAGGUCUUCGGAUCCAAGGAGAUGCGCCUGUUGAUGCUGGGCCUCGACGCCGCCGGAAAGACCACUAUCCUGUACAAGCUCAAGCUUGACCAAGACGUAACCACCAUCCCGACCGUCGGCUUCAACGUCGAGACCGUCACAUACAAGAACACCAAGUUCAACGUCUGGGAUGUCGGCGGCCAGGACAAGAUCCGUCCGCUAUGGAGACAUUACUUCUCUGGUACCCAAGGUCUCAUUUUCGUCAUCGACUCCAAUGACCGCACCCGUAUCGACGAGGCCAAGACGGAACUCACAAGGAUCAUCCAAGAUAGAGAAAUGAAGGAUGCCUUGUUGCUGGUAUUCGCCAACAAGCAGGAUCUCAGCGGAGCCAUGCGACCAAAGGAAGUCUCAGACCUUCUGCAAUUAGACAAGAUCGCCAAAGACCACGUAUGGAAGGUUGAGCCCAGCUGCGCGACAACAGGAGAGGGCAUCUUCGAGGGACUGGCCUGGCUCUCCAACAACGUCAAGCUGCCACCAGGUGCCAAAUAG
Alternaria atra is the source of this 558-nucleotide messenger RNA. RefSeq lists its product as uncharacterized. The record is from RefSeq and is a predicted model, not a curated record. NCBI's taxonomy places the organism in Eukaryota, Fungi, Ascomycota, Dothideomycetes, Pleosporales, Pleosporaceae. Gene Ontology annotation, molecular function: GTP binding; GTPase activity. Gene Ontology annotation, biological process: intracellular protein transport; vesicle-mediated transport. The transcript has 5 exons. Gene Ontology annotation, cellular component: cytoplasm. Bases 1 to 558 code for a protein of 185 amino acids.